Messenger RNA from Parasteatoda tepidariorum (common house spider), 3788 nucleotides. RefSeq lists its product as uncharacterized. Lineage: Eukaryota; Metazoa; Arthropoda; Arachnida; Araneae; Theridiidae. The record is from RefSeq and is a predicted model, not a curated record.
CUCUGAGUUCUUAUACGCUACAAUAUUUGCUAAGUAACAUACUAUUGUUAUCGCCUUUAGUAUUUCAAAACAAGAAGGGAAGUGAAGUGAUUUCAAAUCAGGUACUAAUUUUAAAUGUCGUAAUUCGUCUGUGUUUGGUAUGCACACCCUGUUUAACAAAGCUAAAUCAUAACAUCAAGGGUAAAUGAGUCAUCACUGAAAGAUUAUUUCUAAAGAUAUUUAUCUGACAGCUCUUCCUUUUUUUAUAUGAUGACUUCUUUAAAAGAUGAAAAUGUAGAUUGGUACAAUUGGCUUGAAAAGCGUGUAUGUGUUAAAGGCACAUUAUUUGGGACCUUAAAAUAUUUUGGCACAACAAAAUUUUCUGAUGGAUUAUGGUGUGGUGUUGAAUUAGAUGAUCCUGUUGGAAAAAAUAAUGGCAUAGUAAACAAUGUCAAGUAUUUUACAUGCCUGCCCAACUUUGGUAUAUUUGUUCCUGGGAAUAAAGUUUGCAGAAUUGAAAAUGAUCCAAAAAACUUGGCUGUUACUUUUACGGAACUUAAUAAAACAGUUAACCUGCAGAAGUGUAAAGAAAAUACUGUUCUAAUAUCAACCUCUGAAAGUCAGCCCUUUGAUUGCAAUAAGGAAAAUGAAGAAAUUAGUGAAAUGAAAAGGGAUAAAACGUUGGAAAAUGAUCCAAAAAACUUCGGUGAUACUUUUAUGGAACUUAAUAAAACAGUAAACCUGCUGGAGUGUAAAGAAAACACUGUUCUGGUAUCAAUCUCUGAAAGUCAGCUUUUUAAUUGCAAUAAAGAAAAUGAAAAAAUUAGUGAAAUGAAAAUUGAUAAAACGUUGGACGUUGAGCAAGAUUCUGAUGAUAGUUCUUUGGGCUUAUUAGAUUCUGAUUUAGUUGAAUCCUGGAAUUCUCUCACCCUUGAUACUGCUGUUGAUGGUGAACCAGAUUUUCAAGAUGCUUUAUUAAAAUUGGAUAACAAUGAAUUGAAUUUUGCUGGUGGUAGCUUGCCUACGUCUGACAUUUUAUUUUCAGAUGUAAUUAGCAUUCCAAAAUAUGCCAGUACUCCAAGGCACCCAGUAAAAAAAAGGUUUACUGAUUUUAAUUCUAUAGCUACCAUUGAUUAUGCUGUAGAAAAUAUUAUUGAACGUAAUGAUGAAUUUGAAAGUCAAAUUGAUUUCAUUGGGGAAGAUAUCUUUUUUGACCCUGAGAAGUUUAAAGAGAAUCUUAACUUAGCCUCAACUUCUAAAUUCUUUCAAAUACCAGAUGCUUCAUCUAAUAAAAAUAUGAAUAUUGUCUCACCAGUUUCUUAUAACCCUAUUUUACAAUCUGAUAAUUUAAAUAAAACUCAAGUAAUACCCGCAGCAUUUAUAGCUAAUAAUCAAGAUAUUAUUAAACCUAUAUCAAUAGAUUUAAACAAAACUCAAACACUUCAAAAUGGAUGCCAAGCUACUGUUUCUAACCUUGAUGUAUUAAAUACAACUUUUAAAAUGCCUGCAAAAACUGAAACUGAAGAUUUGAAUUUCACUGUGUGUAUAAAGAGUAAUAAAGAAUCAGAAAACCAUCAAAAAUUUAGUAAAGUUGAAACUCUAGCUGAUACCAUAACUUGUAAAAAUAUGAAUUUAAAUUCAACAUUUGACUUUGAUGCUGCAUUAAAAAAAAUUUCUAGUACUAAUGGGACUGCUUGCUCUGAGUAUGAUUUAAAUCAACAGGAAACUGCCAACAUCUGUUUAUCGAAAACUUUUAUCAAUAAUUCAUCUGGUCCUCAAAUAAAUGAUGUGAAUAAAAAUGACUCAAUAUUACAGAAAACUUUUGUUCUAGAUUCUAGUUUACCUGAAGAAAAGCACAACAUUGAGCAAUCCCAUUUUGUUGAUGUUUUAGAUAAUGUUGAGUUUAAAUCUUUUGAUUAUAAAAACAAGCUUUUAGAAGAAACAGCCCCUUUAGAAAACACUUUAACUGAUGUUAAGGAACGAAAUAGUGUAAGUAUACCUCCCAUAACUCGUAACAGAACAAAUUGUACACGGAGAUUUUCUUAUAGCUGUGAUCUAAAGUCAACAAUUAAAACUAAAGGCAAAGUCAUAAGUAAUGAUUCAGUUACUUCUAAAAAUCAGAGAAAUGUUUCUAGCCUACAACUUAAAACAAAUAAUGUUGACAAAAAAACAGCUCAGUUUAAAAAGCCUUUACCCGUGUAUUCUUCCAUUCGCAAGUCUAAAGCUCCUCUAAAAAAAUCUACAUCUGCUAAAGAAAAUAGCUCUUAUUUAAAAGAAAAUGUAUUUGUUAACUCAGAUAAACCUGUCGUUUCUGGUGUGAUUCAUAAAAACGUUGAGAGUUCUAUUGAUAUAAAAUUAGAAAUAAAAAGGAAAAGUGGGAGAAUUUACUCAAAUGCAAUUCCAAGUAAGUCAACAGUUUCUAGUCAUAAAUUUUCUUAUUCAAAAACUGCUGUGCAGUUAAAGACUACAGGUAAUUUGUCUUUGCAAAACAAUGAUGAUGAAAGUUCGAAAAUUUCAAAUAAAAUACUUGUUUUGGGUUCUGAAGUUUUACCUAUGAAUAAUAUAAAUGUGCCUGGUACUUCCAAAGUAUCUUUAAACAGUGUAAAAAAUACAAUGCCUGGUGAAAAGACAGUCAACCAAACUUCUAACAACCUUACUAAAAAUCCUAUUGUGAUAAAUUUAAAUGAAACUGUAAGUUUUGAUAUGGAACCUAAAAAUAAUCAGAGUUCUGAUGAUUUAAAAUUAGAACAAGAAAAGGAAAGGGUAUUUUCUUCAAUUGAAGAUAAAUCUGUACUUCCAAAUAAAUCUCUAGUUUCUAGUCGUAGGUUUUCUUAUUCAGAAAGUAUAAAAACUACUGUGCGAUCAAACAUUCUAGGUAAUUUGCCUAAAAAAGUGAGUGGAAGUUCAAAAAUUUCAAGUAAGAUAAAUUUUUCAGCUUCUAAAGCUGUGCCUAAAAAUGACUCGAGUGUGCAGGGUACUUCCCAAGUGCCAAAUAAAAAUACAUUGCUUCCUAAAAAGAUAAUCAACCAAACUUAUAAUGGCCAAGCUAAAAAUUCUCCAGUGUCACAAUUUAAAGAACAAGUUGUGAAAGAUAAAUUACUGACGUCUCGACAAAGUUUUGGGCUCUCUUCAAAUGGACGUGCAAUUCCUAGGCGUGAUAGUUUAGUUAUAAAGUCAAAAUCAAAUCUUCCAGCUGGUAGAUAUUCCAUGCUUCCUUCAAUCAAAGAAAAUAUAUGUGAAGCUAAAAGUAUUGGUGAAAUAGAACAAUUAGCUAAGUCUAAUGAUCACUUUGUUCCUGGAGCUGUACCUAAAGUCAUAGCAGACUCCAGUCAAUCUUCAAGGAUCGCAUCUUCAUUGCCCCAGAAAAGUCAAAUAUCAACAAGAAAAAUGGGGCAGAAAUAUUCUGAUGUGAAAGAGGAGAAUAGUGCGUCUCCCAAGAUUCCACGAUAUAAUCUGCGUAGGAAGAAUUGAACUUCUUUAUGUACCAAGAAUUUCUUUUUAUUAUUGCAUUUUACCUUUGUAUAAGUUCUAACUAUUUUUAAAUUUAUCUUUAUACGAAUUUAUAUUGAAUGUUUGGAUGAAUUUUGAGUUUUAAAUGAAGAGUACUAAUUUUUUAUUUAUUGUAAUCAUAGAAUCUGCCUUAUUCAUUUUAGCUCACUGAGCUAAUUUAAGUGCAGGAGUCUAUGUAAUGUUAGAUUGUAUUUUUAUGAAUUUCUUGCAUAUAAUAUUAAUUCUUUAUAAAUGUAUGACAUAAAUUUUAAUUUUGUCUUUAAAACGAUUGAAUAUUUAAAUAAAGUUUUUCUAUUUCA